UCGUCAGAGAUAUGUCUUGGGAGACAGUGCCAUGCAUCGGAUGGCGAACUCCUCAGUGUUAGUAUACGGUCUAGGAGGACUGGGAGUGGAAAUAGCAAAGAAUGUGGUUUUGGCUGGUGUCAAGUCUCUAACAGUGCAAGAUCCAAAGAAUGCCACAAUGCAAGAUCUGGGUAGUCAGUUCUUUUUGAGGGAAUCAGAUGUUUCUGCCUCGAAAAACAGGGCAGAAGCUAGUUCACCUCAUCUAGCAGAGUUAAACCCUUAUGUCAGUGUGAUGACAAUGACUCAACCCUUGACUUGUGAUUCGGAUUUGUCCUACCUGUCAAUAUACCAGUGUGUGAUCCUGACCGAGUGCCCCCUGAAUGUGCAGAGAAGAGUUAAUGAGUUUUGCAGAGCUGCAUCACCACAAAUCAAAUUCAUCUCGACUGAUGUGUAUGGCAUCUGUGGCUCAGCAUUUACAGAUUUUGGAGACAAGUUUGAGGUUGUUGAUUCUACCGGUGAAGAGCCAAAAGAUGUGCUGAUUGGAAACAUAACUAAGGCAAACCCAGGGGUGGUUACUGGCCUGGAGCAAGCUAUACAUGGUUUGGAGUCUGGAGAUGUUGUGGCAUUUCGAGAAGUGAAGGGAAUGACAGCUGUCAAUGGCCGUCAGUUUGAAGUAAAAGUCAUAAACCCUUACACCUUCAGCAUAGGUGAUACGUCUUCAGCAGAGUUUGGGGAAUAUGAAAGUGGUGGAAUGUUUGUUGAGGUUAAAAUUACCAAGGAAAUGUCGUUUGAGCCUUUGGAGAAACAGAUUGCUGCGCCAUCUCUCCUCACCCCUGAUCUCACCAAAUUUGAUGCUCCACCUUUGCUCCACUUGGGAUACUUGACUCUAAGUCAGUUCAUUGAGCAGACUGGCUCUAUGCCUAAGCCAUGGGACAAUGAGGAUGCCUUGAAGUUCAUCGCCAUGGCUAAGAGCAUUAAUGAUAGCCUGAGCAACAAGGUAGAGAAUGUGGACGAGAACAUGUUGGGUCUCAUCUCCAAGUGUGCGGCUGGCUGCUUGGCCCCACUGUGUGCUGUGUUUGGUGGGGUUGUGGCUCAGGAGGCGCUCAAGGCUUUGACUGGGAAGUUUACCCCUCUCAACCAGUGGCUACUCUUGGACUGCAGAGAAGUUGUGUCAUCUGAUGCUAGUCAAUUCAAACCGUGUGGUGAUCGAUACGAUGCGCUUCGCAUUUGUGUUGGGAAUGCUUUUUAUCAGGUCUUGGCAAAUGCAAAACUGUUUAUGGUUGGCUGUGGUGCAAUUGGCUGUGAAAUGUUGAAGAACUAUGCUCUACUGGGAAUCAGCUCUGAGAAUGGAAAGAUUACAAUAACAGACAAUGAUCUGAUUGAGAAGUCCAACUUGAAUCGACAGUUCCUUUUCAGGCCCCGUCACAUUCAGAAACCCAAAUCAACAACAGCUGCGCAGGCAACAGUUGAAAUGAAUAAAGAUAUGAAGAUAGAAGCACAUCAGCACAAAGUUUGUCCUCAGACUGAAGAGACUGUGUAUAAUGAUGCAUUCUUUGAGAACCAGAGUAUUAUUGUGAAUGCACUGGACAAUGUGGAAGCUCGUCGCUACAUGGACAACCGAUGUGUUGCAAAUCAGAGAGCUCUCAUGGAGUCUGGGACCAUGGGCACCAAGGGCCAUGUGCAAGUGAUUGUCCCACAUCUCACGGAGUCUUACACCAGCCAGCAAGAUCCAACAGAUGGAGAUUUCCCUUACUGUACUGUCAAGUCUUUCCCUGCUCAGCUGGAGCAUUGUAUACAAUGGGCUCGUGAUAAGUUUGAAGAAUGCUUUGUACAGAAUGCUCAAUUGUUCAACAAGUUUGUGGAGGUCCACCCUGAUAUAGAAAACAUUGCACAGCAACUGGUGUCUGGGAAUUCUAUAGAUGGGGCUGUCAAAGUGAGCAAAUUCCUGGCUCAACGACCAACAUCCUUUGCAGAUUGUGUAUGCCAAGCUCGACUGAGAUUUGAAAAGUACUUCAACCAUAAGGCAAAACAACUUCUUCAUUCAUUCCCACUGGAUACAAAACUGGAAGAUGGUGCUCUUUUCUGGGCGUCUCCCAAGAGGCCUCCAACACCCAUUGAGUUUGACUCUCAAGAAGACAUGCAUAUGCUGUUUGUGAUUACCACUGCCAGACUCCUAGCUGAUGUAUAUAAAAUACAGUGGACUGAGCAGGACACAGACAGGCUGCAUGUGGAGUCUCUGCUGAGUGAAGUCAAAGUUCCUGAGUUCCGUCCAUCAAAUAAGAGAAUUGUGACAGACGAGACUGUGAACAAGGAAGAUGCCACCCCACAGGAGAUGUCUGGGGAUGUGAUUGUGUUGUCUGGUCAGAGAAUACUACAGGCCUGCCAGUCCAACAAGAACACUGCCAUACAUCCUGUCAGCCCUCUGGAUUUCGAAAAAGAUGAUGACAGCAAUGGCCAUAUUGAUUUCAUCAGUGCAACAGCAAACUUGAGAGCUCAAAUGUACAGCAUUGAAUGUGGAGAUCGGCUCAAGAUAAAAAAGAUUGCUGGCCGGAUUGUGCCAGCAAUUGCCACAACAACAGCUGCUGUGUCUGGUCUGGUUGCCAUAGAACUGAUCAAAGUCCUGGCCAAGGCACCAAUGGAGCAGUACAAGAACUGCUUCCUCAACCUGGCCCUGCCUUUGAUUCUACUGUCAGAGCCGGGACCUGUCCAGAGGAAUGUCCUCAGAGAAGGUCUGAGUGUGACAAUGUGGGACAAGUGGGAAGUACGAGGGUCCAAGGACUUCACUCUACAACAGUUUCUUGAUUCCUUGAAGCAACAAUUUGGAUUUGAAGCAACCUCAGCUUGCCAGGGAGUAAAGAUUGUCUACAUGCCAUUUAUGCCAGGGCACAGCAAGAGACUACCCAUGCCCAUGACUAAACUGUUGAAGCCGGUAGCUGGGCAGCAGUACGUGGAUCUGGUCGUGUCCUUUGAGGGCGAUAAUGACGAGGAUGUUCCUGGCCCACCUGUACGAUAUUACUUCUAAGGGAUACCAUGAUGGGACUUUGGAGAAAUAUACUGCUUUUUGGAUUACUUUUCCUGUUGAUGAACAUCGCCAUGUGAAUUAAAUAUUUUGCCUGAAUUGGAAGGAACACAUCACAUUGAAGGAAUAAAAUGUAGUGCCAAUGGAUGAUGCAGUUGAUAAUCCCCAUUCCUGAAGAGCAUGGAAGAAUUGUGGUAACUUGAUCAGCUGUGGUUUUGGCUACUUAUGUUAUUCAGUGUCUGUGUCAAUCCCCAAGACUGAGUGCAAUGUCAAUAUGUUUUUUCUACCCAGAUGUCUGUUAACACUGUUGCUUGUGCUUUAGGAAAAAAGCCUGACAAAACGAUGAUUUAAAAAAAAGUGUAAGUUUUGUUUAAUAAUCUAUGAGAUGAAGACUGAUAAACUGUUCAAAUGUGGUAUAAGAUGUCUAAAAGACCAUUGACAUGUCAAUAGUUCUUUAUGUGAGGGAGAAAACCCAACCUUAAAAUUAAGAGACUGUUUGGUUGUGUCCUGUCUGUUGUGGUAUUUGAACAGUGCAGGCUACAUGAAGGUUGUUCUGUGAUGAGCAUGUUACCCAAAUGUUUUUGUUUUUAAAAGAAUAGAGAAUUAUUACGUAAAAGUGGAUGGAUGAAGGCUUAUGAGGCUUAGAUUCCUGUUGGAGGCUUGUCUCCUCUAUCCACAUGAUGUGGGUUGUUGUCUUUGCACCCACUAGUUGUCACAAAAGACAUCAUAAUAUGGCAAAGAUUUGGCUGUCACUAAAAGCAUUGCUAAGCAAGUUUACUGCUGAUUCAGACUUAUUUUUUCCCCCUGAAUUGAGAAACAUCUCUUAUAUUUUUAAUUUUUACCUUUUUGUGCAAAUGUGUCCCACAGUUUUCAUGAGCGUCUUCUCUCUUGAAAAUUAUUGGUCUUGCAAUUUUUCUCAAUGAACACUUUAUUGUUGGCCAACAGUGAGAGUCAUCCUUAACACUAUUUGGGGACAACAUUUCCAUGUUCCUUCAACUUCACACUGGGUCCACAGCUUGUUUCUCUCAUAAAGGAGGUGUAAUAUGGGAAUUUUUCAUAUAGACCUAUUCUUUUAAAAGCUUGAAAUAGGAUUUCUGUCGCAGUGUAGAAGUAUUCAGCUAUUUAUUUGUAAAUGAAGUUGUAACUGUUAACCAGUAUGAAUAGUGAAUAAGGUAGUGAAUACAUAUUAUAGUGUUUUAGUACUUUCUUAUGCUUUACAGUGUUGGGUCAGUUAUGGAUGGGCAAUCAACUUUCAAAAAGCCAUGAAAUGAUGUGUUUUUUGGUCUAUAAAGGAAAUUUAUGUUGUAUUUAGAAAAACUGUUACCUUUACCUUAGAAAUAGUGUUAUCUCUGCCAAUGUUUUUUUUAAGCAAGUUAAAUGAGUAAAUCUGCUCAGAAAAUGAUACAAGUGUGUGUUCCAUGUGCUAUAUUUUUAUACAAAAAUUAAGCCAUGUCUGCUUUUUCUGAAUUUGCCUUUUCAUACAUUUAUAAGCGAUUAUGAAUAGCAUAUGUAAAAAAAUUAUGUCUUUGAAAGGGGAAUGUAUUAGUUUGGGGGAAAUUUUAAAGUGAAAUAGAUGUGAACGCUAGCAGCUUUUUUUCUUCUAUACCUAACUGUUCUGAACACUCUUGUGUUCCAUCUCUCUAUUGGUGAAAAGAAUAAACAAUUUUAGGGUAUUGAUUUUUUAUUUUCUUUUUUGUUUUGUUUUGGAGGGGGUGGGGCAAUCUUUUUGUACCAUUGCCCAUUAUCAUUGCAGUAGUAAUUGUGCUCACUCUUGGUUUGCUUCUGAAUAGUUAUCACCUGCUGUCGUGAAACUCAUGAUUUCUCUAGCCUACUGGACUGUCAUGUUUUACAUGAGUGCAGGAGACAUGUUGUAUCAUCACUGUGUUCUGAUCUGAACACUGCACUACCGAUACGUUGAUCGGGGUAAGGGGCUGCUGUAGACAUGAUCCAGUAUGUUGAGGACUUGAUUCAUGGCUUGACUUUUUUCCCGCCCCAACAUUUAAUAGAGCCAUUAUGUGUCAGUCAUUUUGAGAAGACCUUUUCUGAUAUUUGCUGAGGUACUCUUGAACCCUACAUCUUAUUUGAUCUUUUUUUAAAGUGCAAUUUAAGAAAAGGCUGUUAUUUUUUUAAAUUAAAAUUUUCACUUUGCUGUUUUCUUUAAAAAAUUACUUUUUUUCAUGCAGGAAUCAUAGCGUAGAUUAUACAGUUUAGGUCAAAUAAAUACCUUCUUUUGUACUGUUGUUUCAAAGGCAUCCCCUUUUGCUAUCAAUACGAUUCACUGUGUUGAAAGCUAUUUAUUUCCCCCCAGAUAUCCUAUCUGGAUGAUGUAUUUUUUAAUCUCUUUUGUGCUGUAUGCUCAAACUGCUUCACAUUGGUGAAUUUUGCCUUAAGUAUGUAGACCUUCAGGUGUUAUUGUCCCGUCGCUAGUGAUUUCAGGGUGGGACUAAAAAAAUACACACUUCUUGAACUCUCAAAGGAAAAUUUGUAAAAUCAAAGUAAAAGCAAAACUUGUGAUCCCUCACACAGCGUUGAUUUAUACACACCUGAUUAUUUAGAUAUUUGUUGCUUAUUGGCUGUUCCAUUUUCAUGUAUCUGACGAUGUGUUUCAAAAGCUGUUGUAUUGCUUGUGACUCUUGUAAUAGUGUCUUUCUAUUUGUGUUAACCGCCAAGGCUUGUUCAGUUGAUUCAGUCACUGCUAUUAAAAGCAAAGUGCGUACACGAUAUAAAA
Aplysia californica (California sea hare) is the source of this 5726-nucleotide messenger RNA. Its product is annotated as ubiquitin-like modifier-activating enzyme 6. Gene Ontology annotation, cellular component: SUMO activating enzyme complex; cytoplasm. NCBI's taxonomy places the organism in Eukaryota, Metazoa, Mollusca, Gastropoda, Aplysiida, Aplysiidae. Gene Ontology annotation, molecular function: SUMO activating enzyme activity. Gene Ontology annotation, biological process: protein sumoylation. The record is from RefSeq and is a predicted model, not a curated record.